This is a messenger RNA of Chlamydomonas reinhardtii, 3438 nucleotides long. RefSeq lists its product as uncharacterized. NCBI's taxonomy places the organism in Eukaryota, Viridiplantae, Chlorophyta, Chlorophyceae, Chlamydomonadales, Chlamydomonadaceae. Bases 707 to 2611 code for a protein of 634 amino acids. The record is from RefSeq and is a predicted model, not a curated record. The transcript has 7 exons.
CCUGGUAAAGGCCUUCGCCAUGUGAUUAUAAAACAUGGUAGCACAACGAACUCACCAACUGUUGCCAAGCGAUGCAAUCUUGAACGGGCAGGCAAGCAUUUCUGAUGGCCACGAGGCCCCGAGCGAUGGCUCGUCGAUAGGCGCCUGGGCCCGUGCGGGAAGCUAGCCCGCGGCGGGGUGAUCCGGCUCGUGCAACCUGGUCAACUGUACAGAUACAGGGUUUCUUCCUAAUAGCGUAUGUAGAAAGUAUUUUCUUAUGACCCCUCGCUAUAACAUGGGACUUCAUCUUUUGCGUAUUACCUAUGCUGUGUUCCUAGCUGCCGUCCUUCCCAUGGCCAUGCCUAUGGCGGCACCACAGAGCAUUGGUAUGGAGGCAUUGUGGCGACAUCCUAUUAUUGGUUCUGGCGCGACAAGCGGCGAACAAUUUGCAGCAACGCGGUACCGCAAGUUUAGCGCGGGAGUGCUGCCUACUGGCUUGAAGCCCGCGUCUCCAGAUCCGCAGCAAGAGAAAUGCAGCCACUGGAUAGUUAUAACAACGAUUAACGCCGCAUCCGCAAAUCUCCAGAACCUGGCAGGCAUGCCGGACUGGUGCAAGUGCUUCGUCCUGGACCGGAAGUCCCCGCCCGACUUCCAGGCGAAUGGCCCGGGGAUGGUGGUGCUGACGGUGGCAGCGCAGGAGAAACUGAAGUGGGCGGUGGCGGAUCGGAUGCCCUGGAACCACUUUGGCCGCAAGAACCUGGGGUUUGUGUAUGCGGCGCUCCACGGUGCCGAGUACAUAUACGACACCGACGACGACAACUUCGUACUGGACGGCGACGCCCGGUUCCUGCCGCGGUCCUUGACGCCCCCAGCACCCGACGGCCCGGAGGGCGUCCAGGUGCAUUGGCCAGCGGGCACCGGCGCGCGUGUCUUCAACCCGUACCCGUUUUGGGGCGUGGAUGCGUGGCCACGGGGCUUCCCACUGACCAUGAUCACAAAUGAGACAACGCGGUCCGGAGCUCUCCCAGUGACCGCUGCCGAUGCGCCACAGCUACCGCCGCGCGUGUGCGUGCUGCAGUCCCUCGCCAACGCCGACCCAGACGUUGACGCGGUGCACCGCCUCACCGGCCGCCUGCCCCUCUUCUUCGCGCCCCGCCGCGCCUGGCUGGCCUACCCGGCCGGCACCUACGCGCCCUUCAACGCUCAGGCCACGCUGUUCGACGCGCGGGCGCUGGCGGCGGCGCUGGCGCUACCGGUGACGGUGCACGGGCGUGUGAGCGACAUCUGGCGCUCAUACAUCAUGCAGCGGGCCAUGUGGGACAUGGGAUGCGGCCUGGCGUUCGCAGACCCCUGGGUCACGCAGUACCGCAACGCGCACAAGUACCUCAGGGACUUCCAGUCGGAGCUGGACCUGUACCUCAAGACGGAGGGCCUGCUGGAGGUGCUGGGCCGCGUGGCCUUCCCCGACUGGACCUUCGCCAGCCCGGGUGCGGAGCUGGGCGGCCGCGUGCUGGCGCUGUACGUGGCGCUGUACGAGCACGGCCUGAUGGAGGCGGACGACGUGGUGAUGCUGCACGCCUUCCUGACCGACCUGGGCCUCAUGCAGCCCGCCGUGGUGGACUUUGCGCUGCGGGUGAACCGCCACGCCGCAGAAGCCGCAGCAGCAGCCAAGGGGGCGCCAGGCGCGCCAGCCGCACCGCAGGGCACAGCCAUGCAGCCGCAGCAGCAGCCGCAGCUGCCCGCGCCCAAGCAUCGGGCGGCGGUGUGCGUCACGGGCGUCUUCCGCGCCGGGCCCUUCACGCUGCCCCACUACCAGCGCAACGUGCUGUCGCGCCUGGGCAUGCCGUACGACGUGUUCGUGUCAACACCCGACCUGCCGGACGCCUUCCCCCACCCCUCCGACUACGCCUACUUCCUGCAGCCGUACAAGGUGGUGCACGCCAACUACUCCAGCACGGAUGAGCUCCUGGCGCUACCGGGCUGGGAGCGGACCGAAUUCAGCGGCGACCACUACCCCAGUAAAUGGCUGGGCCAACUCACGGACCUGUCGACGUGCCGGGACGCCAUUGUGGCGAGUGGCGCGGCGUACACGCACGUGGUGCGGCUGCGUGCAGACGCGGUGCUGGCUGAGCCGCUGCCGGUGCCGCUGCGCUCGCUGCAGCCCAACGAGCUGGUGGUGCCUGACAACGAGCAGUGGCGCGGCCACAACGACCGGUUCGCGUACGGCGGCUUCAGCAGCAUGGUGGCUUACCUGUCCGUGGUCGACUCCGUGGCAGGGCUGCUUGAGCGAAAGCAGCUGACAAACGCGGAAAGCGCACUGAAGAGCCACCUGGAAGCGCACGGUGUGACUGUGUUAGAGCGCCCGAUGCAUGUCUGCCGUCUGCGCAAUUAUGCGGGUGGGAGAUUGAGCUGCACAGGCUGGGACUACAUAACCUACGAACCGUGCAAGUCGCUGUGCGACGCGUGGCACGCGGACGUCGCGCCUGUGCAGGGUGGAGAGGCACCGCCUCCCUCAAAGCGGACAUGGCUGUCGCGCAUGCCUCUCAUUGGGUCGCUUAUUAUUCUGGUGAUUGGCGUCUCCUGCGGGGCCAAGCAUGUUUGGGCCCCACGCUUUGCGUCAAGAACGCAAUGACCUUGUGGCUGCAACCGCGGGCAAGGGCUAAACCAAGCUGUGCUGAGUGCUGAGUGCUGUAUGCGUGUGUGGGUGGGUGGGUGGAGGGAAGUUUGCACUAGUACCAUGCGACCUAAGGAUAUGCAGUACUGUAAGCAAAGAAGAUUGCAUGAGAGUGAGCGAGUUGCACGGUUCGUUUGUUGCACGGCAUUGCGGACCUGUGCAUAUCAUAGCGCAGGGGCACGUGCGGGACGUAUGCGUCAUCGGAUUAGGGAGAAACGCGACGAAUGCAGCGGAGAGCGUGACGAGAGGAUGGGAGUACCAAGAAAGCGUUUGGGUAGCUCAGCCAGCAACUUGGCUGCAUUGAAGAGCGUCCACUGGUGCGCUGGGGUGGCCGGGUGGUGCACCGUAACCGCCAAAAUGGGAUGGUGCAAGUGAUGGUAAAAGGCAGGGCUCCCCUGGUAAAAGGGGUUGGAUUGGGGCUGGCACUGGUCACCCCUUGGUGGAUUGGAUUCGCAGAAUAGGAUUGGGACCGGGACUUUGCGGAUUGGGAUAGCAGGUUCGAUUUGGUGGCUGUGAGAGCCGCCUCGCCCCGGUUAGUGCACGUGCUUGAGUGCUGUGCCGCAGCAGGGUGAUGCGUCCCGACCUGCUAGUGGGGAGCGUUGUGUGUGCCGAUGAAGAGGGUUUAUUUUCCGGGGGCUGCCGUAAUCGGUGCUCCGGUGACAGGCGCCAGUGACGAGAGGACAGGGGAUAGCAGGGGAGUUGGGACUUGGGACUUGGGACGCCUACCCUACCAACGCACACGAUCGCACCUACCGUGCCUGGUAACCUGGUAAGGAUCCAUAGUG